ACAUCAGCUAAGGUCACUCCAGUUUUCUUUGGUCUUCAAUACUAGUAUAUACGCUACAACAUGAAAAACGUGUUUGUUCUUUUGGUGGCUGUCCUGGUAGCUACAGUCGCUGCUAAAAAGGGAUGGAAACUUCGACAGCGACAACGAUGCAAAUAUGAUAAAAGUGCAUGGAGUGACUGUGACACAGCAACACAUACCGUCAGCCGAGUUUUGACUCUAAAAUCCGGCGAGGAAGGAUGCCAAGAGACACAGAACCAAACUAUAACAUGUGAUAGGUUUGAAAGACUACAAGCAUGGAAAGUAAAAAAGGCGGAAAGUAGAAGAGAAUGGCAGGAAAAGAAACAACAAAGAAAAGAACAAAAACAAGAGAUGAAAGAGAAUAAACAGCUUGUAAAAAUGCAACUUAAAAGAUGCCGGUAUGACCACAGUGACUGGAGUGAGUGCGAUAUAGCAACAAAUACAGUAACCCGAAAUUUUACUUUGAGUGAAGGCGAACAGGGUUGUGAACAAACACACACUAUCACCAUAACUUGUGAUAAACUUAACAGAAUACAGGCAUGGAAAGCAAAGAAAGUGGACCGUAAACAGAAAAGAAAGAAUGAAAAAUUGCAAAUGAAGCAAGAGAGAAAAGAAAAAAGAAAGCUUGUAAAAGAACAAAGACUUAAAUGCAAAUACGACAAGGAAAACUGGAGUGAUUGUGAUAAUACAACAAACACAGUAAACCGAGUUCUGACAUUAAAGGACGGAGAAGAAGAAGAAUGCGAACCAACAAUAAUUGUCACCAUUUCAUGUACAAAGUUUGAGCGUAUUCAACAGUGGAAAGCAAAAAAAAUGGAGCGCAAAAAUGAAAAGAAGGAGAAUAAAAUGUUAAUUAGAGAACAGAAAAAUAUUUGGAAAGAUAAUAAAAAGAUAGUCAAGGAACAGCGUAGACUCGGAUGCAGCUUUGAUGUUACCUUCAGCGAAUGUGAUCCUACAACGAACAUGGUUACAAAAUCAUACAUACCAACAAUAGAUGACGACGAUUCAUGUGAAAAUAGGUCAUUUGAAUAUUCAUGUGAUUUGCAUGAAAGAUUAAUGGAAAAGAAGAAAAAACGUCAGGACAAAAGAGCUAAUAGAAAAAAUAAUAGGAAGGAGUUUAGACAACAGAGGCUUCUGAUCUAAACUAAAGAUUUUUGAAGUAUGAUCAAGAAUAAAUCCACGUUUCAUCAUGUAUAAUGUAUUAAGACUGAGAAAAAUAGUUAGUUCAAUCCUGCGUCAAAUUGUUUUCUAAACAUAUUAAAGUGACACAGAACAGUUUGCUAGGUAGUUUGGUGGUUCAGUGAUAUCAAUUGAGAAAUUGGGCUGAUAUGGAAGUCUAGAUUGAUCGCAAAUGUAAAGAUAAUAGAUGAAUAUAUAUAUAUAUAUAUAUAAACAUUCCAAAAAUUUAUUAGAAUUGUGUUUCCUUUUCAGCUUUAAUGGUAGACUUUUUUUGAAGACUUUAGAAACCAAAGACGACACUCAUUUUUGUUGCUUUUUUUAUUAAAUCACGACUUACUUUUUAAUAAAUAUUGUACAAAACAUAA
Mytilus californianus (California mussel) is the source of this 1562-nucleotide messenger RNA. RefSeq lists its product as uncharacterized. Lineage: Eukaryota; Metazoa; Mollusca; Bivalvia; Mytilida; Mytilidae. Gene Ontology annotation, cellular component: extracellular region. The record is from RefSeq and is a predicted model, not a curated record. The transcript is spliced from 5 exons. Gene Ontology annotation, molecular function: growth factor activity; heparin binding. Gene Ontology annotation, biological process: mesoderm morphogenesis. The coding region runs from base 61 to 1161 and encodes 366 amino acids.